CAAAGAAAUCAAAUAACUUACGGGGGCAAGUCCCUGGCCAUGUUUUGCAACUGCUCGAGGAGGAAAUACAGCUUUUUCUGUAAAAUUUCGGGAGGAUCCAUGUUUUGCUGGACAUUUCGCUUUCUGUCACUGCGACAGAUCACAAAUAUGUAAGGUUAAGUAUAGUUCGUAAUUUAAACAAAACUAAUAAAUACGGGGAUUUUUUUAUGUUAUCACGUACAUAUCGUAUCAGUUUAGUAAUAUGUGAGCAACAGUCGUAGUACAAAUGUGGAAUUUUCAAAUUUCCGUGUUUUUUACGCUUCUAAGCAUCCUGGACUCAUCAAAAGCAGACACAAACUGUACUGAACUCAAAGAACAGUUUGCAAGUGCUACAGCAGAGUUCAGUUCUUGUGCAAUCCAAAAUUCCAGACCAGUAACAUUCUGUGAAAAUUGUGUUAACGCUUAUAUACAAAUAGUGGAUAGUUACAACGGUAUGAAAGAGGUUCCAGACAAUGGAACGUACUGCAUUGAUAGAUUCGUAAAUUUAGAUAGGUUAGGAAUUGUCCAAACUUCGUACAUCAACAGUUACAAUUUGUGGAAUAACGCCAAAUGUUACGAAUGUUUCCAAGUUGUUGAUGGAAAAUUAACACCAAAUAAAUCACUUGAAACCAUAGCUUUCAACAAAUAUUAUGAUAAUUUUAUGCAGUGUAUCAAUGGAACUGAUAUUAAUGAUACGACAUUGUGCCCGACUUGUAUAGACGAUUAUUUAGAUUUAAAUAGUUACUAUCACAGCAUCAGUAAUGAAAACGAGAAAAUUGGGGGAUGCAUGGAUAUGGUCGAUUUAAUAAAUAAUACCAGACAAUUCUGGAGUCAAAAAUGCUGCAAAUAUCGCAGACACGAUGAACACAUUUUUUUAGCAUCGGCAAUUACAGUUCUUAUAGUAACUUUACUCUUUUACGUAAUUGCACAAUUUUCUUCAGUGAAGAAGACACCAACAAUAAUGCAACAGACCCGAUUUGCAGAAUCGUUAAGCCACAACAGCCAGUCAUAAAACAAUGUGAUGUUUUUUAUUAAAAUAUUUACAAUAAACAAGUUUUCUAAUAACA
Molecule: messenger RNA, 1085 nt
Organism: Tribolium castaneum (red flour beetle)
Lineage: Eukaryota; Metazoa; Arthropoda; Insecta; Coleoptera; Tenebrionidae
Product: osteopetrosis-associated transmembrane protein 1
Exons: 7
Coding region: 266-1030 (254 amino acids)
Cellular component (GO): cytosol
Source: RefSeq, a predicted model, not a curated record